AUGGAAGCAAUGACUUUUAAGUCAGUGACUAAGAAAGCAGUGGUUAAUUUUGUUCACUGUAACAUCAUUUAUUGGUUCGGCAUUCCAAAGAUAAUUAUCACGGAUAAUGUUGCAAAUCUCAAUAGUCAUUUGAUGCAAGAAGUAUGUAGGCAAUUUCAAAUUAUGCAUCGGAAUCCAACUGCUUAUCUCCUAAAGGAGAAUGGGGCUUUGGAAGCUGCCAACAAAAACCUAAAGAAAAUACUCAGCAAGAUGGUGCAAGCUUCCCAACAAUGGCAUAAAAAGUUACCGUUUGCUUUAAUGGGUUAUUGUACUACUGUUCGGACUUCAAUUGGUGUAAUUCCUUACUCGUUGGUAUAUGUAACUGAAGCAGUUAUACCUACAGGGAUUAAGAUUCCAUCUCUUCGAGUAGUUGUAGAAUCUAAAAUUGAUGAUGAUCAGUGGGUCAAAAAUUGA
Messenger RNA from Capsicum annuum, 453 nucleotides. RefSeq lists its product as uncharacterized. Bases 1 to 453 code for a protein of 150 amino acids. Gene Ontology annotation, molecular function: nucleic acid binding. The record is from RefSeq and is a predicted model, not a curated record. NCBI's taxonomy places the organism in Eukaryota, Viridiplantae, Streptophyta, Magnoliopsida, Solanales, Solanaceae. The transcript has a single exon. Gene Ontology annotation, biological process: DNA integration.